Agrilus planipennis (emerald ash borer) is the source of this 4846-nucleotide messenger RNA. RefSeq names its product histone-lysine N-methyltransferase SETD1 (gene Set1). The record is from RefSeq and is a predicted model, not a curated record. Gene Ontology annotation, cellular component: Set1C/COMPASS complex. Gene Ontology annotation, molecular function: histone H3K4 methyltransferase activity; protein binding; RNA binding. Bases 168 to 4643 code for a protein of 1491 amino acids. NCBI's taxonomy places the organism in Eukaryota, Metazoa, Arthropoda, Insecta, Coleoptera, Buprestidae. The transcript has 14 exons.
AAAUAUUAUGUAGAGGUUAGAACUUAGAAGUUUGUUAGAAGUGGCUACUGGUUAUAAGUCGAUCGUAUAGAGUAAGUUCUUUGCCAUAUAGUUCUUUCGACAUCUCGACGAAAAUACAUUUUUGGAAAAGUGUUGUUUGUGUAGAAAAAGCCAUAGGAAAUUAGUGAAUGAUAUUUAUUUUUAGAAUGAAUGGUGUGAUGGACCGAACACCUCAAAGCCAUUGUUCUGCAAAAGCCCCAAGAAAUUAUAAGCUUCUAGUUGAUCCAUUUUUAGUCAAGGGAACUGCAAAACUAUACAGAUAUGAUGGAAUAGUUCCUAAUGAUCCUAGCUACCCACCUGUAGUGCCAAGAGAUCCUCGAUCUCAUUUAACUAAAAUUUGGACAAGAUUGGAAACAUUGGAAUUACCAGUACCUAGGUUUAGAAUAGAUGUUAACUAUGUGGGAGAACCUCCCCCACUGGAAGUAACUUUUUUCCAUCUUAAUGACAACAUUGAUAAGCAGUUCUUGUCUGACAUGGUUCAGAAGUUUGGAGAAAUAGAAGAACUCUUCAUUUACUACCACUCAUUUACAAAUAAACAUCUUGGCCUUGGUAGAGUAGUUUUUGAGACAAUUGAGAGUGCAAAGGCUUGUGUUGAAAAAUUAAAUAAUACCAGCGUAAUGGGAAAAGUUUUACAAGUAUUCUUGGAUCCUUUUGGUGAACAAUGUAAAAAAAAGUUUGAAGAAUUGACAACUGAAAAAAAAAACGUAUUGCUUGUGGAAGAGCCUAAAGUAGACGUGGAUAUUAAAAAGAUUGAAGAUGAAAAGAAAAAAAGUGAUUUUAAGGAAAAAGAAAAAGAAAUGUUAAAGGGAAAGGAAGAUUUGCGGGUAGGUCUUCUAAAAGAAAAAGAGCAAGAUACAGAAAGAUACUUUGAAAAGGAAAGAUUGUCGUAUAGUAGAAGUCUUAAUGCUGGAAGAGAAUUUACUACUCCUGGAAGUGCUGAUAUGGGAUACAAUACUGCCCCUAGUGAUUAUUCCGCAAGUUUUGGAUCAGCAAAUACAACACCUUUAACUUACGAUUAUCCUCAUAAUGUUGCUUUAUCCCAUCAAUAUACAUACAAUACACCUUAUCAUCAUCAUGUUGGCACACCACAUGUUUGGUCAGUACCACCUCACCAAUGGACACCAAACGAACAGUGGGACAGGGCACCCACAAUUCCUCCAAUUCAUAAAUGGUCCACCGCUAACAGUCAUGCAUUAAAAACAACAGAGAGGGAUAAAGAUAUCUCCAGAGAGGCACGGGAUAAAGACAGAGACUCUAGAGACAGAGACAGAGACAAACGGAAAGUUAAUUCAAGCAAAAGGAAAAAAGAAAAGGAAAAAGAUGAGACUGAAGGAAAAACGUUAGAUUUAGAUACAAGGAUAGCGUUGCUGUUAAAAGGGAAAGGGUCUGGAGGAAUGGCUCCUCCUUUUCUUAGUUUGGCAGUAGAUUCGGAAGACGAUUCGAGGUCACUGUGUGAUAAAGGUUUGCCUUCGCUACCAUUGUCAACUUCUAUCGAUAGCGACGAUGAUGAUCGUUCAAGUGUUUCACUGAGUGAUCUCCCGAUUAAUCCCCCCGCACCCAAUGUAGACACAAACGUGUCUAGAUUAAAUCACGAUGCUCCUUUAUCGUGUACCCCCUCUCCGUUCUUGUCCAGGGAAAUUUAUUUGGAAUGCCAUCGAAAUGGAGUAGAACAGGCGUUGGUUGCAAGGCAAAGAGAAGCAUUGGAAACAACUGCCCUUCUAAAGCAAGUCAAAAUUGAAAUGGAUAAAAUUGGAAGUGAUAUUUCGUCUAGCGAAGACGAACUGUUAACGGGAGAACGACUUGGAAAUAAUUACAGUCCAAUAGAGCCGAGAUCAUUUAACAAAAAGGAAGUCAAAACAGAAAAGGACGAUGACCAAAUGAGCCUUUCGUCUCUGAGUAGUACAGAGGCUAAAAUAGAAGAAUCCAAACCGGAAAGUCACGUCAACGUACCCCCAUCGCAUAUUUCUCCAUUUCCUGGAUCUACAUAUAAUACUUAUCAUCAGCAGUACCCUGGUUACCCUCCGACACCGUACGGGUAUCCAGGAACCACUUACACGGUAACGCCAGAUUGGCAUCAGUCAUAUCCCUACGGUCCUCAGCAACCGCACGGUGGGGCUCCACCUCUGUAUCAUCUUGCCCAUCCUCAAUAUUCUCAGUUCCCUCAGUUUCAAACGACACAACCCUAUUUACCUUAUCAAUUUGGCCAGCGAAAGACUGAUAUACCAAAAGACGACCCACACGCACCAACUAUUCACGGAGUCGUCAAGCAAAUCACGCAAGAAUUGAAGCAGAUUCUCAAGAAAGACUUCAAUAAAAAGAUGGUCGAAAAUACUGCAUUCAAAAAGUUCGAAACUUGGUGGGAAGAAGAGAGUUUAAAAGAAAAUGAAAGUACAUUGGUGAUUAAUAAGGAUGAGCUACAAAUUGAUAAGGAUUCACUGCAAACGAAAGAUAACAUAAAUAUUCUUUUGGAGUCCAACAGGGAGAAUUUGUAUAGUGGAACAUUCGAUAAUGUAGGAUUUGGUUUAGGUUUAAGAGCGUCAUUACCAAAAAUGCCUAGUUUCAGAAGAAAAAAAUUACCCUCGCCAGUUAUUGAAGAUGAAGAUUCAAGAAAAUUGUCAGAUAGCGAAGAAAUUGUUCACCACUUUGAUACAGAAGAUACUCAAAGCACGUCGCGCCAAUUACGCCGUGUUCGGAAAACUUCUUCCAGCUCAAGCACUAGUUCGGCCAGUUCAACAUUUAGCUCGAGCAGCGAUGAUUCGAGUUCUGAUGAAAGUGCAUCUGAAACUGAAGAAGAUGGUGAAAUGGAAAUUAAAACGUUACUCUCUUCACCCAUGCGACAAAAUGAAAACCAAGAUUUAGACUUAUCUGCGGCGGAAGAAACUAAUGCGGAUUAUACUAUGUCACCAAUUCAAGAUGACAUCGAGCCACGCAACAAAACCCCAGAACCGAUUCAAAUGAACGCAAACGUUGAAGAGAAUCUUGACAAAUCCGAAUCCACAAGUGAAGCCGUUGUACGAAACGAUUUUUCGCGCUUUUUGGAAAGCGACAGCGAUAUGAGCGAGGAAGAACGAUUUUAUUUGGAACGACGUAAACGUAACACGGAAUACAUGGAGAAGAUCGAAAAGGAGCGGGAAGAACGGGAAAAAGCGGAAAGGCAAGCUCGAGGUAUGUCGAAAACAUAUGCGGUUGAUAAAGAAGAAAGUUCGGAAAAUGAACGUCAGAUAUUAGAGAAAAGGGAAACUGACAGAGAAGCGAACUUAAGCACGUCGAAAAAUCCCGAACCUCCCUCUGAAAGAACCGCAAACGAAGGGAAAAAAGCGGAAGAAAAACCAGACUUGGUAAGCAAAACACAAACAGAAAGCAAAGUGAUUAGCAAUGGAACUAUCGAAAGAUCGAAAAGUUUGUCUGAGUCUUCGAUCGAUUCAAGCAGUCCCAAGUCUCAGGUGACUAUAGAACAUUCGUACUGUAUGCCUCCACAAAAGGAAAAUGAAGAUUUGGAAACUGCAACACCUGAAGAACACGUCCAAGAACGUGAACGCAAAAAGGAUGACGUCGUAGCGAUUAAAGAAAACGAUUGGAAUGAUAAACCUACAAAACCACCACGACAGCGCAAACAGAAGCAUAAUGUACGUAAAAUGCACGAGUUGCAGAAAUUACUCGAGUACGGUAAUUACCAAGAACAUGUCCCAUCCAGUAAUGUUCCUGUGCAAAUUCACAAUGUUAAACACAAGGAGCGAGAUAUGGUGGCUGAAAUGGGUAUUCUGUACGAAUUUUUGACAAAAGGUAUUGAUAUCGAAGAUAUUAGGUAUAUGAAAGAAUCGUAUGAAGCGAUGCUUUCGAUCGAUUCUAUUGGUUAUUGGUUAAACGAUACUCACUGGGUGGAUCAUUGUGUCACCGAUCUAUAUUCUAGCCCACCGAAACGUCGAAAACGCGAAGAUUUACGACUGCAUUCAACAGGGUGUGCGCGAACGGAGGGCUAUUAUAAAAUUGAAGCUCACGAAAAAGCAAAAUACAAGUAUCAUCACACAAGGUCGAACGCAAUUGUUUCUUCUAACGUUACUCUCUCAAAAACACAAGGUAUUUCAAGGGAAGCCAGAUCGAAUCAACGUCGUCUACUGACGGCAUUCGGAACAGAUACUGAUUCUGAUCUGCUUAAAUUUAAUCAGCUUAAAUUUCGCAAGAAACAUUUAAAAUUCGCAAAAUCAGCUAUUCAUGAUUGGGGUCUAUUUGCAAUGGAACCCAUUGCGGCGGAUGAAAUGGUAAUUGAGUAUGUUGGACAGAUGGUACGACCUAGUGUAGCCGAUUUGCGCGAGUCCAAUUAUGAGGCCGCUGGUAUCGGCAGUUCCUAUCUUUUCCGAAUAGAUCUCGAAACCAUAAUAGACGCAACGAAAUGUGGAAAUUUAGCACGAUUCAUCAAUCACAGUUGCAACCCGAACUGUUACGCCAAAGUCAUAACGAUAGAAUCCCAAAAGAAAAUUGUGAUUUAUUCGAAACAACCGAUAGGUGUGAACGAAGAAAUAACCUACGAUUAUAAAUUUCCAAUCGAGGAUGAAAAGAUUCCUUGUCUUUGUGGCGCUGCCACUUGUCGCGGUACUUUGAAUUAGGUAACUUUUAAUUAUAAUUAUUACUUUUUUCCAACAGAAGGACCUUGUGAAUGCUUGUGUGUUCGUUUCUGAGUUAUUACUGAACUUCUGAACUUUGUGUAUAUAUCAUUCUCACAGUCAUCAUUUCCUGUAAGAACCAGGUGAUGAAGUGAGCGUAAAAAGUUAAAAAAAACUUGUAAAUAUUUGUAUAUAAUUAUUCUACC